Messenger RNA from Seminavis robusta, 1025 nucleotides. The record is from the annotation of a GenBank genome assembly. Lineage: Eukaryota; Bacillariophyta; Bacillariophyceae; Naviculales; Naviculaceae.
AUUGCAUCGCCAACAAAAAUGAAACCGCUAUUUCGUGAGCUCACAAAAUUGAUGCAAACGCCCAAAAACAAAUCCACACCACUACCAGGUACCACUACUACCACCACCCCGAAAACGUUAUCAAAAUGAUCUUCUCUUCUGGGUUGAACGCUACCAAACUCAAGUCGCAGCUCAAGAUGACCGCGGGACGCCUUGAGAUUGACGCGGCGAAGAAGACCGCCUUGAUGAAGCAGAACAUGAGAGUAGUUGCGGAACUUCUCGCUGAAUCGCCUCCAAAAGAGGACAAAGCUCGUCUACGAACAGAAGCGCUGAUCCGCGAUGACAGUACGCUUGUUGCCUACGACAUUCUUCGCCUCGAAUGCCUUUUACUUAUGGAGCGUGUCUCGAUUAUGAAUCAUUGCCAUGAAUGCCCGGCUGAUCUUGUGCCGGCUGUCUCGGAUCUCAUUUUCGCUGCACCUCGCUUGGCCAUCCCAGAAAUGACGCUGGUCCGAAAGCAAUUCAGAGCGAAGUAUGGCAAACAAUUCAAGCUGAGGGCCAUGCGCAAUGAGGGCGGAAUGCUCAACGAAAAGGUUGUUAAGAACCUUUCCAAUCACCCUCCUACAAAGGAGACAGUCAACCUAUACAUGCAAAAGAUCUGUAAACAGUACGAGGUGGACUGGGUUCCACCGGUGGAGCUUACUGAUUUGACCGAACGGGACGUCGUGGCAACCGCUGUUCCUGGCAUCCCUGUGACAACGGGGGUAAGAGAGACCGAUGCUGAUAUCUGCAGAAAGGUACAACAACUUCAGACUUUGGAUAUUAUGCCGCCCCCCUUCGCCCCGGGGUACAAGAAAGAUUCAGCUUCCGUAACUUCCAAGUCUUCCGGUGACGACGACGACGACGCGCCUCCCGCCGAUACCCCUGUGGUGGUGGCAAUGCCUUGUAUCACGCGAUAACGGCUCGGCACUGACGAACGAACGAAAACAAAUGUAGUUUUGUACGGAUAUAUCUCCCCGUAAUUGUAUUAGAAGAUUGAUCAUUCAUGC